This is a messenger RNA of Ochlerotatus camptorhynchus, 2947 nucleotides long. RefSeq lists its product as uncharacterized. NCBI's taxonomy places the organism in Eukaryota, Metazoa, Arthropoda, Insecta, Diptera, Culicidae. The record is from RefSeq and is a predicted model, not a curated record. Bases 308 to 1885 code for a protein of 525 amino acids. The transcript is spliced from 2 exons.
UGACCGGUUAGUAGUUGAUAAGAAAACAUCGGAAGUGAAAAGUUUUGUUAAACGUUAUGCACAGAGGAUAAAUCGCAAAACGGAGCGCAAUGACGUCAAAAUCAAAGUAGAAGCCUCACACGAGCGAGCAACGAGGCCGCAACGGGAAUUCAGCCUGACCUACGAAAGGACGGAACCUGGAAGCUUCGGUGAUACUGAACAAGCUUCUUCGGAUAUUGAGCUGAAUCAGGAAAACUUUGGGGGUAAAUUAUGGAAAAUUGUUAACUAUGCCAUAGGGUCACCAACUAUUAGCAACGAGAUAGCUGAGAUGGAAGCCGGAGAAAGCGAUGCGGCAAAUUUUGAUGUAACCCUAGAAAAACCCCACUUAGAUCAAAUAAAGAAUGAGACCAAGAAGCUUCGGGGCAAUAAAACCACCGGUAAAGAUGUCCUGCCGAGUAAACUAUUCAAACAUGGAGUGACUGCUCUAUCCGAAGGUCUACACAUGAUCAUCACCAAAAUUUGGCAGGAGCAGACGCUAUCACAGGAGUGGAUUGAGAAUGAGGUUCGUGAUCGUCGAAUUUGCAAGAAAAUAGACACGUCGUCUUCGGUUUGCUGUACCUACAGUGCAACUGUUCUGCUGAACGCCGCCCAUCGGGUGCUCUCCGGGAUUCUUUUCUUCCGUUUGACACCCAUAGCGAACGAUUUCAAAGGAAAAUAUCGAGCGGAUACCUCUACGGAAGCGAUAUUCACACUUCAACAAGUUCUACAAAAGUGCCGUGAAUUUAAUGUACCAACACACCACCUAUUUAUGGAUUUGAGCGAUGCGCUCAAUACGGUUGACCGAGAUCAACUGUGGCAGAUUAUGGACGAAUACCGUCUACCGACCAAAUUGACACGACUGAUUAAGGCUACCACGGAAAGCUUGAUGUAUCACGAAGUCACCUCGAAUAGCUCAAAGCCCAAGAAUGGACUACGACAUGGCUGUGAACUAUCCAGAUUACUAUUCAUCAUCGCCAUCGAAGGUAUCGUACGGAGAGCGAAGGUAGAAACGGAAGGCACAAUCUUCCAGAAAAAAAAGGUCCAGCUUAUCAGUUUUAACGACAACAUGGAUCUUAUUGCACGAAGCGUUGAGGAGUUGGAAAAUACGUACGCAGCGUUAAAAACGGAAGCAAAGCGGUUGGGUUUGGUUUUUCAUUCAGAUAAGGUCAAGUAUAUGAGAGCCACAGGCUCGAAAAAUGAUAGUUUAGCUAGCAGUUCUCGGAUAUCACUAAGUGGCGAUGCAUUUGAGGUGGUUGACGAGUAUCUAUUCUUGGACUCGUUGGUAACCGUCGGCAAUGACACAACAAAAGAGAUCGAACGCCGGAUAUUAAAAGGAGACGGUGCUUACAAUGAACAUCUAAGCACACUUGAGUCCACUAGAAAGAGCAACGAAUCGAAGUUAAAAAUCUACAAGACGAGUAUCAGACCAUUUGUCCUCGGUGGUCACGAGACCUGGACCAUGAACGCGAAGGAUCAAACCAAACUAGGUGAGUUUGAACGCAAGGUAUUGAAAACGAUCUAUAACACAUCACCGCAGAAAGACAAUGAAAAGAAGCUUAACCCAGCGAACCGCGAACUGCAUGCGCUGCUGGGAGAAGCAUCCAUUGUACAGAAAGCGAAAGUUGACAGACUACGGUGGGCAGGGAACGUCAUUAGGAAACCACAUGACAGCCCGGUCCGAAUGGUUCUGGAAAGUGAUCCGGAAGGAAGGAGAAAUCGAGGAAGACCACGAGCAAGAUGGCUCAAUUGCGUUGAAGACGAUCUGGAGAUUAUAAAGGAUUCCCGAAAUGUGUGGGAACUGGCCAAGGAUCCCGUGAAAUGGCAACAGCUUCUUGACACGGCAAACGUCCCAGGGACCUUAACUUGAUCCGUUUGGAACAUGGAAUAUGUAUUAACGGUUCUAAUUCGUUCGAACCUUGUCCAACGUUAUCCAGUUCGUUGCUUCUGUUGCUACUUUUCCUCAUUGUAGUAAGGGUUGUGUUGGCGAGUACAUAUUUAGUACUAACCUUAAACAAGGUGUCGAACGAUACUAAUGGUCUUUCGCUACGAAAAUGGAACUAAUCUCCGAGUGAACCUGGAGUGCAAUGGAGGACGCAGAUGCCACCCAGGAUGUUUUGUAUCAUUAUUUACUAGCAUUUAGAUUGGUUUAAGAAACUAUGACGAAACUGAAAAACGAUUUAAAGGACAAUCAAUGCGAUGAUCCGUCCUGGAAGCAGAUUCAUGGACCGUUUCUGUACUUGCAUUGUGCAUUGUAACCAUCAGUACUAUUCGGUUGGUUCAAGUUAGCUGCUAAACCUGUUGUACGCAACGCAAGCACCUACUUCAACCCUCUUGAGUGAAUAGUUACCGUACUCCAACAAGUGUAUCUACAAUGAUCAACCAAUGGAUACCAUCAUCAAGGAUACUAGUGUCAACAUCAAAUAGAGAGGAGUGUUCCAGCCGAAUGAGUAUCACUCGAGAAAGGAAAACACCAAUUCUUUCAUUCAGCAGAAACCUGCACCCCCGCAACAACAUCAUUUCCAGGCCCGGCAACAGCAGUAACAUCCGCCACAACAAUUGGAAUAUAACUAUCGGCACUUCAUGGCUAAUUCAGUAACAACACACCCAAUACCUAUAUGCAUAUCAAUAUAUCAAGCGUCGAAUCCAUGUUAAAACAUUGAUUGAGAUUUGUACAACAAGUGCUUUGUAGUGCAAACUGUACUCCGUGAUGCCGUAGCCAAAUCAUGAACCAUCGUUCGACAGAUUGAGAGCGCUCUGGAGAAACAAUGUGCGCCAAAAGCCGUAAGACGGUUCCGGAACAAGCAAAUAGUACAUGUAAGAAGAAGUUGUACAAUGCCGUUAAGAAACGAUACGAUAAAUAGCACUUUAUGGGAAGGUUGUUUCGGGUUGUGUAGAUAUAGUAAUAACUAAAAAUAGUGAUGAUCCAUAG